Messenger RNA from Bactrocera neohumeralis, 1365 nucleotides. It is a transcript of the gene eIF3m, whose product is annotated as eukaryotic translation initiation factor 3 subunit M. Bases 99 to 1262 code for a protein of 387 amino acids. The record is from RefSeq and is a predicted model, not a curated record. Gene Ontology annotation, molecular function: translation initiation factor activity. The transcript has 3 exons. Gene Ontology annotation, biological process: cytoplasmic translational initiation. Lineage: Eukaryota; Metazoa; Arthropoda; Insecta; Diptera; Tephritidae. Gene Ontology annotation, cellular component: eukaryotic translation initiation factor 3 complex; cytoplasm.
UUGUUUCUUUUUGCUACGUGUAGCGCAUAGGUGUUGCGGGUGUAAAUUUAUUUGGCUUUGAAAAACAGUUGCAAACACAUAUUGAAACUUCAAUAAACAUGAAUUCUCCUCCGGUAUUUAUUGACUUGUCUUUGGACGAGCAGGUGCAAGAACUAAGAAAAUUCUUUAAAAAGCUUGGAGCCGAGAUUUCAUCCGAAAAAUCUAACAAAGGUGUUGAAGAUGACUUACAUAAAAUCAUUGGAGUUUGCGAUGUUUGUUUCAAAGAUGGCGAACCCUCUCAAAUUGAUGGCAUCCUUAAUAGUAUUGUUUCCAUUAUGAUUACAAUUCCACUCGACCGCGGUGAAAAUAUUGUUUUGGCUUACUGUGAAAAAAUGACGAAAGCUCCUAAUGUGCCAUUGGCAAAGGUUUGCUUAGAGUCUUUGUGGCGUUUGUUUAACAACUUGGAUACAGCAUCACCUUUGCGCUAUCAUGUUUAUUAUCAUCUUGUUCAAGUGGCCAAACAAAGUGACCAAGUUUUGGAAGUUUUCACAGGUGUUGAUCAACUGAAAUCACAAUUUGCUAAUUGUCCACCAUCUAGUGAGCAAAUGCAGAAACUAUACCGCUUGUUACACGAUGUGACUAAGGAUACUAACUUGGAGUUGUCAGCUAAAGUUAUGAUUGAAUUGCUUGGCACUUACACAGCAGAUAAUGCCUGUGUUGCUCGAGAAGAUGCCAUGAAGUGCAUCGUGACAGCACUUGCUGAUCCCAACACAUUUCUGUUGGAUCCAUUGUUAGCCCUUAAACCGGUGCGCUUUUUGGAAGGUGAUUUAAUACAUGACUUGUUGUCAAUUUUUGUAUCCGACAAAUUGCCAUCGUAUAUACAAUUCUAUGAAGAUCAUAAGGAAUUCGUUACUUCUCAAGGCUUAAAUCAUGAGCAGAAUAUGAAAAAAAUGCGUCUAUUGACCUUCAUGCAACUGGCAGAAAGCAAUCCUGAAAUGUCAUUUGAAACACUCACAAAAGAAUUACAAAUAACCGAAGAUGAAGUUGAACCAUUCGUUAUUGAAGUACUGAAAACAAAAUUAGUGCGUGCACGUCUGGACCAGGCCAAUCGCAAAGUGCACAUCUCAUCAACCAUGCAUCGUACAUUUGGUGCAACCCAGUGGCAACAAUUACGCGACCUUCUGUACGCCUGGAAAGAAAAUUUGAGUUCGGUGCGUGAAGGUUUGGGUAGUGUUUCAGCAGCACAACUCGAUUUAGCGCGCAGUCAAAAAUUAAUACACUAACUGAAUUCAACAAUUUCUACUAGCCACAGACAACAACAUUUUGGUCUUUUGUAUUUAUAAAUGAUUUAAAUAAAUUUAAUUCGAGGUAAGAAAAACCAAUAAA